AUGGCAUCGGCAGUGUCAAACAACGAAAACAAAAACUAUGGCGUGUUGCUGAACAAGGUCAAUGAUCUUCAAGUUGUGGAGAUUCCUAUGCCAACUCCCAAGGAAGAUGAAGUACAAGUGCAAGUCAAGGCGACGGGCAUCUGCGGAUCUGAUAUCCACUUGUGGAAACAUGGUGAAAUUGGCAUUUUUCCAGUGACUCGUCCACAGCUCUUGGGUCAUGAAAGUGCUGGUAUUGUCACCAACGUCGGAUCCAACGUCCACGAUCUACAGAUUGGCGAUCGUGUUGCCAUUGAAGCUGGCAUUCCGUGCUCGGAGUGUGAUCAAUGCAUGAGUGGACGAUAUCAUUUAUGCCCUACCGUUGUAUUCAAAUCGACACCACCUUAUGAUGGCCUGCUUGCAAAGUACAUUACACAUCCAGCACGUUGGGUGCACAAGAUGCCAGAGGAGAUUUCGUAUGAAGAAGGUGCCCUACUUGAACCACUCAGCGUGGCCAUUGCUGCUAUUGAACGAGUGGGUGUAUCAUUUGGUCGAUCCUUGCUUGUUACAGGUUGCGGCCCUAUUGGUUUGAUGGUGCUGGCUGUUGCCAAAGCAGUAGGCGUGAGCCCUGUGAUCGUCACCGAUGUCCAACAAAGUCGCUUGGAAUAUGCUGAAAAGAUGGGUGCAGAUUACACGUAUCAAGUCAAUCCUCGUUUGGCCGAUGUAGAUAUCGCAAGAGAUAUCCGAGCACUCACUCCCAAUGGUGAAGGCGUUGAACAUGCUCUUGAAUGUACUGGGAUUGAAUCCUCUUUUCGUGCUGCUAUCAUGGCCACGCGUGACGCAGGCACUUGCUGCCUUGUUGGUGUAGGCAAGAAUGAUCAAAGUCUACCCGUCAACAACUUUGCCAUGCGUGAAGUCGAUAUUCGUGGCUUGUUUAGGUACCAUCAUACUUAUCCACGUGCCAUUCAACUCUUGACAAGCGGCAAAUUGGAUGUCAAGCACUUGAUCACUCAUCGAUUUGAAUUCAUGGAUGCACUCAAGGCCUUUGAUACAGCUGCAGAUUAUUCCACGGGCGCCAUCAAGGUACAAAUCAUCAAUGGUGAUUAG
Lichtheimia ornata is the source of this 1083-nucleotide messenger RNA. RefSeq names its product chlorophyll synthesis pathway protein BchC. Bases 1 to 1083 code for a protein of 360 amino acids. The transcript is spliced from 2 exons. Gene Ontology annotation, biological process: D-sorbitol catabolic process. Gene Ontology annotation, molecular function: L-iditol 2-dehydrogenase (NAD+) activity; zinc ion binding. The record is from RefSeq and is a predicted model, not a curated record. Lineage: Eukaryota; Fungi; Mucoromycota; Mucoromycetes; Mucorales; Lichtheimiaceae.